Chenopodium quinoa (quinoa) is the source of this 1711-nucleotide messenger RNA. RefSeq names its product scopoletin glucosyltransferase-like. The transcript has a single exon. The record is from RefSeq and is a predicted model, not a curated record. Bases 136 to 1602 code for a protein of 488 amino acids. Lineage: Eukaryota; Viridiplantae; Streptophyta; Magnoliopsida; Caryophyllales; Amaranthaceae. Gene Ontology annotation, molecular function: UDP-glycosyltransferase activity.
AGUAAUUCUAACUCUUUUAAGCCAACAUGAACCAUCUACAUAUACCGCUAAAAACGAACCAUCAAGUUCAUUCUCAUUCUAUCAUCUCUCAACUGUCAUAUAUUCCGGAGAUUAUAUACCAAAUCAGAGGUCGAUAUGGGUGCUGAACCUGAAGAGCUUCACGUAGUUCUCUUCCCAUUCAUGGCACAUGGCCAUAUGAUUCCAACCCUUGAUAUAGCAAGACUCUUUGCAGCUCGUGAUGGUGUGAAGGCAACCAUUAUAACUACCCCUCUCAAUGUUGCCGUCUUCACCAAGGCCAUAGGUAGCAGAGAGAAAAUCGAAGCCCCAACUGUUAACAUUGAAGCCUUCAGGUUUCCGGCUCAGGAAGCUGGCCUACCUGAAGGGAUGGAAAACUUGGAGCAAGUAUUAGGUUCUGAAUUAAUGAGCAACUUCUUCAAAGCUACAGAGAUGCUAAGAGAGCAACUCGAGCAGUACUUGGAGAAAUUCCGACCUAACUGCCUUGUGUCUGACAUGUUCUUCACAUGGACAACUGACCUUGCAGCUAGGUUUAACAUCCCGAGGCUAGUCUUCCACGGGACUUCCUCCUUUUCCCUCUGUGCUCAAGAAGUUAUUAGGCUACAUGAACCCUUUAACAACGUGUCCUCUGACGAAGAAACAUUUGUUCUUCCCAAUUUUCCCCAUGAGAUACAGAUGACAAGAUUACAGAUCUCAGAGGAAUUAAGGAGCAGUGAGGAUUCAGAAUACAAAAGGAGGACAGCUAAUUUCAAGGAAUCAGAGCUCGAGAGUUAUGGGGUGAUUGUUAACAGCUUUUAUGAAUUGGAACCAGAUUAUGCAGACUUUUUCAGAAUAGAAUUGGGAAGAAGGGCAUGGAAUAUAGGCCCUGUUUCACUGAGCAAUAGAAGCAUAGAGGAUAAGGUUCAGAGAGGCAAGCAGGCUUCGAUCGAUGAACAUGAAUGCUUGAAAUGGCUUGACUCAAAGAAGCCUGAUUCGGUUAUUUACAUCUGUUUCGGAAGCACGGCAAGCUUCAUAGUUCCUCAACUGCAUAAGAUUGCAAUGGCCGUAGAAGCCUCAGGACAAGAAUUCAUAUGGGUCAUAAGGAAUUACAGCGGAAAAUUUGAAGAGUGGUUGCCAGCAGGACUCGAGCAACGGAUAGCAGGGAAGGGCUUGAUUAUAAAGGGGUGGGCUCCCCAGGUGUUAAUUUUGGAGCAUGAAGCCAUUGGAGGUUUUGUAACUCACUGUGGAUGGAAUUCAACACUAGAAGGGAUCUCAGCUGGCGUGCCAAUGGUUACCUGGCCUAUUUUCGCCGAGCAAUUCUAUAAUGAAAAAUUGGUGACUCAUGUUUUAAAGACUGGCGUCUCUGUAGGAGCUAAGAAGUGGAGUAGGACACCUUCACUAGAAUAUCUCAUCAAGCAGGAAGCUAUAGAGAAAGCAUUGACAGAAAUCAUGGUGGGAAAAGAGGCAGAAGAGAGGAGAACCAGAGCAAAGAAGUUGAAGGAAAUGGCACAGAAGUCUGUUGAAGAAGGCGGCUCAUCAUACUUGGACUUAAGUGCAUUGAUAAAUGAGCUAAGAGAUUAUCACCUCCAGACUCCAGACAACAGAUAAAUAAAGUUUGAAUUUUCAUCCUGUGUUUGGAUUCUUUUACCUUCUUCACUGAACUCUUUUUGUAUUUUUAGGCCAUGCAAGUUUCAAGAUAACAGUCUUUACAUGCUUA